GCUCACCUACCACGGCUGGUUACUACGGCAUCAGGAGAUCCUUUACAACUGAGUUGGAUUUCCACAACACAAAGCAAUUUGUCAGUGAUGUCUACUCAUCCCCUCUAGGGUCCAAGCCCUUCUCGUGUGAUUCCUCUGCCACUCGGGGCUACCCGGCACUUCUGGACCCAUAUCUCACCGACCAAUAUGGGGAUUACCAUGCUACUCCCCUCACAGCGGGUACCAGCUCCUUCUUCAGUCCUUCUUCUGUGCCCCCACUCCUGCCAUCCUUCCCUAAUGAGACAGCGCACUUCCUACUAAGAGAGCCCUGGGAGCAGACCUCACCCGACAGUCUCAGCCAGUCGGACGGUGCGUGCUCAGACCCUCUGCAAGCACUGCCUGCCAGUGCCAGCUGCCUCUCCUCACACGAGUCUGGAGGCGUUUCCCCAUACCGAAGCUCAGGUUGGACCCCAGCCAUCCCCGGAGCCCAGCCUCUGCAUCCUGUUGAAGAUGUCCGCUACUCCCCCAGCUUUGCUGCCACCUCACCCUACUCCUUCUCACCAUUCAUGACAAAUGAGCUUACCUCCAGGGUGAGCCACCUCUCACCAGAGCAGUCCUUGGAGAUGCCACCCCUUCACGAUAACUCUGCCUGGGCAAAAGAGGAUGGAAGUCCCAUCUGGGGGACUUAUGAAGGCCGGAGAACUUAUUGA
Messenger RNA from Fulmarus glacialis (Northern fulmar), 689 nucleotides. RefSeq names its product chromosome unknown open reading frame, human C11orf53 (gene POU2AF2). Lineage: Eukaryota; Metazoa; Chordata; Aves; Procellariiformes; Procellariidae. The transcript has 2 exons. The record is from RefSeq and is a predicted model, not a curated record. The annotation marks the transcript as partial.